CCUUUCACGCGUUCAGCUGGUAUACCGGUCGUCGACUCGUCAGGCAUCGAGCGUCUUGAGAUCCUCAACCUCAACACUGCAUACCUCGACCUCUCGCCCGUUUAUGGCAGCACGGACUGCCUCAUGCGGGAGUUAAGAACGUUCACGGAUGGCCAGAUGCACACGACCAACAUGCCGUCAUCCCCGUACGGUCUGCCUGUCCUGGCCACCGCCCAGCAUUUCGACGCUUGCCGCACCGAGUCCGGCCUGUGCUACCGCGCCGGCGACGAUCGAGCCAGCGAACAUGCUGGUCUCCUCGUGAUCCACACGCUGUUCCUGCGAGAACACAAUCACAUCGCACGGGAGCUGAAGAACAUAAAUCCUGCUUGGAAAGAUGAACUAAUUUUCCAGGAGUCGCGUCGUCUAAACAUAGCUCAGUACCAACACAUCGUCAUGAACGAGUUCCUACCUACGCUACUGGGGUCGAGCGACACGCUACAGCGCUACGAGCUCAAGCCUCCUCCUGUCCCAUUUCCGAGAUCUAUCUACAACGCGGAACGCAACGCCGAGGUUCUCGUGGAGUUCAGCACGGCAGCGUUCAGGUUCGGCCACACGCUCGUCAAAGAUGUCUUCGUGCUGGCCGAUGAGGCUCUCAGGCCCAUGGGCACGCUGCCUCUAGUCAAGGUCUUCGAUGAUCCUACAGUACUGGACUUAUUGCCUGGUCCAGCCAGCGAACAUGCUGGUCUCCUCGUGAUCCACACGCUGUUCCUGCGAGAACACAAUCACAUCGCACGGGAGCUGAAAAAUAUAAAUCCUGCUUGGAAGGAUGAACUUAUUUUCCAGGAGUCGCGUCGCCUGGAUGAAUCAUCGUUCAGUAUCAUGACUNCCCUCUUGCGAGGUCUCCUGAGCUCCCGCAUCGAGCCACCAGACUUGAGCAUCGUCACGAGCCUCCAAGACAAACUGUUUGUGUCCAAGGACAAUAUUCUCUCCGGGCAAGACCUGUUCGCCAGGAACAUUGCCAGAGGUCGAGUUCACGGAUUGUCGCCAUACACGGCGUUCAGAGAGACCUGCAAGCUUCCUGCUGUCAAGUCCUGGGACGACCUCGUGCCUAUCAUCCCCGUAGAGAACAGGGAUAAGUUGAAGUCUGUGUAUGACCACUGGGAUGACAUCGACCUGUUCGCUGGUGGUUUGUCGGAAGAACCUGUCACUAACGCUGUCGUUGGGCCAACAUUUGCUUGCCUGAUCAGCUUGCAGUUUUACCUCACCAGUACCGGUGAUCGAUUUUGGUAUCACGGUGGACCAGCCGGACUAUCACCAGCGGAGCUCAAGACUGUAUACGCUUCAGGGAUUUUGUCUAAACUUAUCGGUCGAAACUUCGACAAUCCCAACAGCCUCGUUCCCAGCUUUGCCCUGCGGCUCCCCAACGUGGUCAGCAAUCCUGCCGUGGCAGCAAGGACGUUCCAUGGCACGGACAUGCACCCAUGGGUGGACCCCCGGGCACUGCACCCGAAGCACUGCAAGCACGCAGGGCGAGAAUAUGCCGCUGGAGAGACUGUGAACGUUUCUCCGUGCCUCAACUGCCACUGCACGCCCAGUGGAUAUCUGCAGUGUCAGGACCGUUUGAUCGACUGCCACGCCCUAGACGCUUUCGUCCCCGGGGCGCGUGAGGACGAGCACUGCCACCGUGUGUGCCCGCUACUGUUGCCCCAACAUUCUGCUCUUCCUUUCAUCCCUGGGCUUCCGGGACCUCCGCUUUUCCGCAUAGAAAAUGGACCUCCGAACUUUGAUUUACGGAACGUUCGUGGCGGUUUUCAUUGAAAUUUAAUCUAUUUAUGAAAU
Hyalella azteca is the source of this 1818-nucleotide messenger RNA. Its product is annotated as peroxidase. The transcript is spliced from 13 exons. Gene Ontology annotation, molecular function: peroxidase activity; heme binding. The record is from RefSeq and is a predicted model, not a curated record. Lineage: Eukaryota; Metazoa; Arthropoda; Malacostraca; Amphipoda; Hyalellidae. Gene Ontology annotation, biological process: response to oxidative stress. Bases 124 to 1797 code for a protein of 557 amino acids.